Molecule: messenger RNA, 1698 nt
Organism: Sinocyclocheilus grahami
Lineage: Eukaryota; Metazoa; Chordata; Actinopteri; Cypriniformes; Cyprinidae
Product: sodium-dependent lysophosphatidylcholine symporter 1-like
Exons: 15
Coding region: 1-1698 (565 amino acids)
Biological process (GO): carbohydrate transport
Cellular component (GO): plasma membrane
Molecular function (GO): symporter activity
Source: RefSeq, a predicted model, not a curated record
AUGGCCAACAACAACAACGGGGAAAUACUGGACAAUCGCUCCGAUGAGAACACAGCCUGCGUGACGGAAACUGACGAGACUCAGUCGAAAACUCCUGGCAUCCUUUUAUCCAGGAAACUCUGCUAUGCCGUUGGAGGAAUGCCUUAUCAAAUGACUGGAACCGCCAAGGGCUUUUUCAUGCAGAUCUUUUUACUGGAUGUUGUGAAGAUGGGAGCUUUCUCUGCAUCCAUCAUUCUCUUCCUUGGUCGAGCUUGGGAUGCCAUUUCGGAUCCUCUGAUUGGAUAUGCCGUGAGCAAGAGUGGCCGGACCAGAAUUGGCAAACUUAUUCCUUGGAUUGUGUUCACAAUGCCACUUGGGGUCCUGUCAUACGUUAUGCUCUGGUAUACCCCACAGGACACCAUGUCCUCUGCCUUCAGUUUCGGCUGGUACUUCACAUGGUGCUGUCUGUUUGACACCUUCAUGAGUUGCUACCAUGUGCCAUAUUCUUCCCUAAACAUAUUUCUGGGGGGAAAUGAGAAGGAACGUGAAAUAUCCACAGCAUACAGAAUGGGCAUGGAAGUGUUCACUACACUGGUGGGAGCUGCCAUUCAGGGUCAGAUAGUGGGGGUGCACCAUGCCAAGAGGACACACGUCUGCAGUUUACAGAAUGGCACGCAAGGGCCUUCUGGGAACCACACAGACUCACUGGAUGACAUAUCUGACACUCUACAAAAUACAAGAAGAGCCUAUUUGACUGGAGCAUUAGUAUUGGGAAUGCUGUACUUUCUGUGCUGCCUCAUGCUUUUUCUUGGAGUGAAGGAGCAGUUGGCCCCACUGAGUAAACUGGACCGAAUAAGUGUCCCCUAUCUAACUGGAAUGAAGAUGGUGGUGAGACACACUCCAUAUGUGUGGCUUGUAUUUGGCUUCCUUUUUGCUUCACUUGCCUUCCAGAUGGCUCAAGGAAAUUUUGCCCUCUUCUGCACUCACGCAGCAAAUAUGGGAGCAUAUUUCCAGCAUCUUGUUCUCAUACUAUUGACAUCAGCUACAAUAUCCAUCCCAAUGUGGCAGACACUACUGGUCAAAAAAGGCAAGAAGACCACCAUAUUCAUCGGCCUAUCAGUUUAUAUCCCAGCUCUAAUUAUGAUAUCCCUAAUGAAAAGUAAUUUACCCAUCUUCAUUAUUAUGUCCAUGUUAGCUGGUACGAGUCUGGCAGCCCUCUAUCUAGUCCCUUGGUCAAUGUUGCCAGAUGUAGUGGAUGACUUCAAAGUCAAGAACCCAUCAUGCCAGGAUCUAGAACCAUUGUUCUACUCCUGCUACGUUUUCUUCAACAAAUUUGGAGGAGGCAUGUCUGUUGGAAUCUCUACUUUGAUACUACACUUUGUAGGAUACAAACCUGGUGCUUGUAAACACAAUACAGAGGUCAUAUAUUCGCUGCAGAUGCUCUUCGCUCCGAUGCCAAUCUGCCUGCUGCUCAUUGGUUUGGUGAUUUUUUGCUUCUAUCCCAUCAAUGAAGAGCAACGGAGGAAAAUCCAGGACGCAUUACGGAAAGCAGGCGCUCUCUCCAGUGUGCAGCACUGUCCACCAGCUCCUUCCACUCAUGACACACCAGACGACAGACUCGCACCACCUGAUGAGCAGGCAGAUUCAGUAGGAUCUCCUCAACAACCACAGCUAGAGGAACAGCUGAACGCAGACCUGAGCACUGACAGAGAAAGAUAG